This is a messenger RNA of Nelumbo nucifera (sacred lotus), 1939 nucleotides long. The record is from RefSeq and is a predicted model, not a curated record. Lineage: Eukaryota; Viridiplantae; Streptophyta; Magnoliopsida; Proteales; Nelumbonaceae.
AACAGUACAAAGAAGACAAAGAUCGUCGGUCACAGAAGAAACAAACACCCCACGCCCGCUUUAUUCCCUCUUUUCUCUCUAUUCAAGAGCUUGAGCCCGGGUGCGUGGGUGGUGGUUCCACUGUACCUCCUCCCUCCAUUGACUCAAAACUGAAUGCCUCUUUCUAAAUUCUAACAGCUUUUAUUUAUUUAUUUAUUUUUCUAUUGCUCGGCGCUACUUUCUUCUUCUUCUUCUUCUUCUUCUUCAUCUUUCUUCUUCUUGUGUCAACACGGCUCCAUCUCCUCUUACGCGUAUUGAUUACAAGGAACAUCUGUCAAAAGGAGGAGAGGAGAGAUAUCUAUAUGGCAGUAUAAUCUAUAAUCUUCGUUCUAAUAUAGGAAUCCUCGCCACUGAUUAUUACAUCUGUUCAUGUCCAGGCCGCCCAAUUCUUCAAUUUUAAGAUCUUAUAAGGGAUGGUAACUGGAGGGAAUCAACAAGAAGAUGGGGAGAAGAACCCAACAGGCAUGUCGAGAGGAGGUGUAACAAGGUCGUGGGGGACGACAUUUUCGGGACAAUCCGUCUCGACAAGUGGGAGUGCGGGGUCCCCGUCAAGCCGGAGCGAGCCGGCUAUGGCGACUCCUGCCAGUGAGAGCACUUUUAGUAGAUUGAAUCACCUUGAUAUUCAUGGAGAUGACGCUGGAUCUCAAGGAGCCGUUAUUGGAAGGAAGAAGAAAAGGGGUCAAAGGGCAGUUGGAGGUGAUAAGAGUGGAAGAGGUCUCCGCCAGUUCAGUAUGAAAGUCUGUGAGAAAGUAGAAAGCAAGGGAAGAACCACUUACAAUGAGGUUGCAGAUGAACUUGUAGCAGAAUUUGCAGAUCCUAACAACAGUCUUGCAUCUCCAGACCAGCAACAAUAUGAUGAAAAAAAUAUACGAAGGAGGGUAUAUGAUGCCCUGAAUGUUCUCAUGGCAAUGGAUAUUAUAUCAAAGGAUAAAAAGGAGAUACAAUGGAAAGGUCUGCCUCGCACUAGCCUAAAUGACAUUGAAGAGUUAAAGGCUGAACGUGUUGGACUGAGAACCAGGAUAGAAAAGAAAGCCGCCUAUUUGCAAGAACUUGAGGAUCAAUUCAUAGGUCUUCAAAACCUGAUUCAACGGAAUGAGCAAUUGUACAACUCAGGAAAUACUCCUACAGGCGGUGUAGCUUUGCCUUUUAUUCUGGUUCAGACACGUCCACAUGCAACUGUCGAGGUGGAAAUAUCAGAAGACAUGCAAUUGGUGCAUUUUGACUUCAAUAGCACACCUUUUGAGCUACAUGAUGAUUUUUAUGUCCUCAAGGCAAUGAAAUUUUGUGAAAGACCACAGGGGGAUGAUGGUGCAGAUGACUCUACUGCAAACGGAGGCGAGGGUUCGAGCAUGCUUGGCAUGUAUCAAGCCCACAUACCACAUCCCACAAGGUCAAAUGCUGCUGGUAGGCCUCUCACCUCGCCCCCUCUUCCAGGAAUACUAAAAGCGCGUGUCAAACAUGAACAAUAAUCUUUAUAUUUCAAGUUUAAUCAUCUUACCAUGGGCAAUCAUCUCUCCUUUCCUUUCCUGUAUAGUGUGUAAAGUAAUUGGCUGAAAGGGGUGGAGCCUUCGUGGCCCAUGCCGCUUCAAUGGAUUGCUUAACCAGUAUUAAGUUUUGAAGGAAACAAGCAAACCAUUCCCAUGUUCUUCGAGACCUCUCUGGGGGCUCCAAUCGAGCAGUAUUCUGAUCUAGAAAUCCAUGAUUCACCUAAUGUAACUUUCCAAUCAUAUAUUCGUAAAUUCUUUUUGCAGUUUUUCCUGAUGUAAUUGUAGAAACAAUUUGAGGAACAAGCUACUGUAUCAGAGCAUGAAUUCGAGUCCCUCGAUAAAUCUCAGGCACUCGAUAAACAAUUGUAGAAACAAUGCAUCAAUGCCCACCAUGACCACUGCUUUCAUGUCCA